CAUCCUCGCCUCCCUCUUCACCUUCCGCUGGGCGCGCUCUGCCAGCCUCGUUGUCUUCUUUCCGUGCUCGCUAGUUAGGUCUGUGAUAGCAGGGAUAUGUCCCGAGAGCUACAGGACGUGGACCUCGCUGAGGUGAAGCCUCUGGUGGAAAAAGGGGAGACCUUCACCGGCCUCCUGCAAGAGUUCGAUGUUCAGGAGCAGGACAUUGAAACCCUACAUGGCUCCCUGCAUGUCACACUGUGUGGGACCCCCAAGGGCAACCGUCCGGUCAUCCUCACGUACCAUGACAUCGGCAUGAACCACAAGACCUGCUACAACCUCUUCAACUCUGAGGACAUGCAGGAGAUCACACAUCAUUUUGCUGUCUGCCAUGUGGAUGCCCCUGGCCAACAGGAUGGUGCCCCAUCCUUCCCAGCAGGGUACAUGUACCCCUCCAUGGACCAGCUGGCUGAGAUGCUUCCGGGAGUCCUUCACCAGUUUGGGCUCAAGAGUGUCAUUGGCAUGGGAACAGGAGCUGGCGCCUACAUCCUGACCCGCUUCGCACUCAACAACCCUGAGAUGGUGGAAGGCCUCGUGCUUAUGAAUGUGAAUCCCUGUGCAGAAGGCUGGAUGGACUGGGCUGCCUCCAAGAUCUCCGGGUGGACCCAAGCCCUGCCAGACAUGGUCGUGUCCCACCUCUUCGGCAAGGAGGAGAUGCACAACAAUGUGGAGGUGGUACACACAUACCGCCAGCACAUCCUCAACGACAUGAACCCCAGCAACCUGCACCUCUUCAUCAGCGCCUACAACAGCCGACGGGACCUGGAGAUCGAGCGGCCAAUGCCCGGAACCCACACCGUCACCCUCCAGUGCCCCGCUCUGCUGGUGGGGGACAACUCUCCUGCAGUGGAUGCUGUGGUGGAAUGCAACUCCAAGUUGGACCCUACAAAGACCACCCUGCUGAAGAUGGCAGACUGCGGUGGCCUCCCUCAGAUCUCUCAGCCUGCCAAGCUUGCUGAGGCCUUCAAGUACUUUGUGCAGGGCAUGGGAUACAUGCCCUCUGCCAGCAUGACUCGCCUGAUGCGUUCCCGCACAGCCUCUGGCUCCAGUGUCACAUCCCUGGAGGGCCCCCGCAGCCGCUCCCACACCAGCGAGGGCCCCCGCAGCCGCUCGCACACCAGCGAGGGGUCCCGCAGCCGCUCCCACACCAGUGAGGAUGCCCGUCUCAACAUCACCCCCAGCUCUGGUGCCACCGGGAACAAUGCCGGGCCUAAGUCCAUGGAGGUGUCCUGCUAGGCAGUCUGUGCAUCAGUCAUCCUGGACUGGUGACCUCUCCCUUAGCCCCCAACCCCUGCCUGCCACCCUGCACUAAUGCGGUAUUAAUCUAAAACUGCUUUUGUUAAGAAUGAACUCUGACGGUGGCAGACCCAAGCUGUUCAGGCUGGCUGCCUCCUGGGACCAGCGUGGGCGGUGAUGGUGGACAAAGGCAAGAAGCAGUUCAGCGUUCUGUUCUGCUAACAAGUGGUCUGGUGGCCCUUCUCUCUCUACCCUCAGACGCCAAACUGCCAAAACCUAAGAAACAUAUAGCUGUAACACUGCCUGGCUCCAAGCCCGGGGCGAUCCAGCAUCCUGGUUCUCCGGCGUUUUGCCAGCCCCCCGGCUUCCUGUUUCCUCCCCACUAAACCCAUUCCUGGAAACAAACUUAUUUCUGAUUUGAAAGGGGAGCGAGGCAGGGAAGGAAGUAGUUGGGCGCCUUAUGUUAAGAAGGAAAAAGAGUCAGGGUCCAAGUCCGCACACAGCUCACUGGAAGGAACUCGUUUUAAAGUUCUGGGUGCCGGAAGCCACAGCCCGUUUUUCCUGCCAACCUUUUCAACAUGCAAGGGAGUCUGACAACAAACUCCUGGCUUUAUAAAGACAGUGACCCCACAAACACUGGGUGUCACGGUGAUGUAAGACUUUGCUUUGCAGAAGUCCUGGCUCCCUGGCCCCCAUCCCACAGUGUGAAUGAGUGGGUGGGUGAUACCUUUGUCCCCGGGGGAAGAUAGUUUUGAUUUGUAGUCGUAUUCUUUGAGACAGAGAGCUCAGCAGGUGGCAGUGGUCCUUGUUAGUAAGAGUCUCUAGGCUGGGGAUGGUUGGCGAUGGAGAAGGCAUGGGAUUGGGUGACUAGAAUCCCGUGGGUGUGAUUUCAGCAAACUCCUAGCCUGUGGCCUGGAAUCUUGGGUGAUUGAGUCAUACCUUGUCUCCCAUUAUUGACUGACAUCUGGGGUUGGUUUUAAACUUGAUAGCUAAAUGUCUUUCAGCUGGCCCAACCCUGGCUCUUCAGAGAGAACCAUGUGCUCUGGUCGGGGAUGGGCUGAGGAGGUGGUUCCAGAAUCUGUACAUUCCACGGGAACUCGCUUCCUCCCCUUUUGCCCCCUCUUCCUGCCCCUCCUGCUGACUGGGUUAGUAAGCAUCGAUGCCAGCUAAUGGCCGCGCCCUGUACUAUUGCCCUUUGAUUCUCAGAGUGACUAACCUUGAACUUCCCUAUAGGAAAUGUGAUCAGAUCAGAGACACCUGACUAUUUGAGGGGGUGGGGAGGGCAGUCAUUAAGGCCUGGGAGUUGCUAGAGGAGGGCAGCCACGCCCUAUAGAGCGGCAAGGACUCGGUUUAACCACCAACUCCUACUACGGAGGCUUCCUCCAACCUUCUGUAGAAAUAUCAGGGACCAGGGUGCCUGAAUGUGGACAAGAAACCAUUGUACACGUAUUUCCAGGGCAGUUUCUUAAUGAGAUGUUUGUAUUUAUUUCCAGACCAAUAAAUUUGUAACUUUGCA
Molecule: messenger RNA, 2791 nt
Organism: Phodopus roborovskii (desert hamster)
Lineage: Eukaryota; Metazoa; Chordata; Mammalia; Rodentia; Cricetidae
Product: protein NDRG1-like
Biological process (GO): signal transduction
Cellular component (GO): cytoplasm
Source: RefSeq, a predicted model, not a curated record